AUGGUAGAACUAAUUACCAAGAACAAAGCGGAGAUUACGAGGGAAAAGAGAAAAGGAGAGCUCCCUCCAAUGGAAGAUUUGACAUUACCAGAAGCAGUUUCUCCUCUUCCAGAAGAACCUAGUGUAACCUCAAAUGAUAGUGGAGUUAUAACAGAGCCUGAGAUGCAACAACCUGAAUCAAAACCAGAGAAUAAUGAAGCAAUUCAGCAAUCUAUAGGUGAAGAAGAUUCAACUGAAAAUGGGAAAAUCUAUCUGGAUGACACUUUUUUCCCCUCCAGUUUAUCAAACACUCAAGCAGAAGAAACACAAGAAGAUUCUUCCUCUUCUACUACUACUCCUACUUUUGUUCCUGAGAUUGCUCUGCCUCGCGUGAAGAUUAUUAAGUAUGGAUCAGAGGGCAGCACAACACGAAACAGAGUGUCUCCAAGAUAUCUUUCUUCCCAAAGAAGCCUCGGAUCCCCAAGAUUUGGAGGAUCAUCAUCACCAUUGAGCAAUGGAACACCCAAAACUCUAGAUUCUUACAGAGACUCUAUCGACACAGCAUCACCUUUUGAAUCUGUUAAAGAAGCUGUCUCAAAAUUUGGAGGAAUCACUGAUUGGAAAGCACAUAGAAUGCAAGUCUUCGAGCGACGCAAGUUUGUGGAACAAGAGCUCGAAAAGAUGGAGGAGGAGAUUCCUGAGUACAAGAAAAGAUCAGUGGCGGUCGAGAUGUCAAAAAUGCUAGCGGUUGAGGAGUUAGAGAGCACAAAGAGACUCAUAGAAGAGUUGAAGCUUAAUCUUGACAAGGCGGAAACAGAGGAGAAACAGGCGAAACAGGACUCAGAGCUCGCAAAGCUGAGAGUCGAGGAGAUGGAACAAGGCAUUGCUGAUGAAGCUAGCGUUGCAGCUAAAGCACAGCUUGAAGUUGCUCAAGCGAGACACACAUCUGCGAUUUCUGAACUGGAAUCUGUCAAGGAAGAGCUACAGACUCUGGAAAAGGAGUAUGAUGCUUUGGUAGAAGAGAAUGAGUUGGCUGUGAAGGAAGCCGAAGAAGCAGUUUCAGCUUCUAAACAAGUUGAGAGGAAAGUUGAAGAACUCACCAUAGAGUUGAUAGCUACAAAGGAGUCACUGGAAUGUGCACAUUCUUCUCAUUUGGAAGCAGAAGAACAUAAGAUCGGAGCAGCCAUGUCGCGUGAUCAGGAGACUCACCGGUGGGAGAAGGAACUAAAGCAAGCAGAGGAACAACUCCAGAGACUUACGCAAAACAUAGUUUCUACAAAGGAACUUAAAAUGAAACUUGACGCUGCUUCAGAAUUGCUUCUUGAUUUGAAGAAAGAAUUGGCAGAUCAUAUGGAAUCAUCCAGGGUGAAGGAGGAAUCAGGUGACUCUGUAGCAAACAGUGAGAUCUCGUUACAGGACAGAUCCCAUACAGAUAUACAAACAGCUGUUGCGUCUGCAGAGAAGGAGCUCGAAGAAGUGAAUGUGAACAUCGAGAAAGCAAUAUCUGAAGUGAAAUCUUUAAAGGUAGCCUCCUCUUCCUUGAGACUGGAACUUGAGAAUGAGAAAUCAUCACUUGACUUAAUCAAACAAAGAGAAGGGAUGGCAUCGAAAGCUGUUGCUUCUCUAGAAGCUGAGAUCGACAUGACGAGGUUCGAGAUAGCUCUUGUUGUGUCCAGGGAAAAAGAAACUAGAGAGGAAAUGGUGGAGCUACCUAAACAGCUGCAGCAAGCGACUCAAGAGGCUGAUGAAGCGAAAUCAUUCGCUGAACUUGCUCGUGAAGAGCUGAGGAAGUCUCAGGAAGAAGCAGAGCAAGCAAAGGUUGGAGCAAGUGUAAUGGAGAGCAGAUUAUUUGCAGCUCAGAAAGAAAUUGAGGCUGCUAAAGCCUCGGAGAGGUUGGCAUUAGCUGCCAUCAAGGCCUUGCAAGAGAGCGAAUCUGCUUUGAAGGAAAGCAAUGUUGAUUCUCCGAGAAGCGUGACGCUGACAUUAGAGGAGUACUACGAGCUUAGCAAGCGUGCUCAUGAGGCCGAAGAAGAAGCCAACGCAAGGGUUGCAGCGGCGGUUUCUGAGAUCGAGAAAGCCAAAGAAUCAGAGAAGAGGAGCUUGGAGAAGCUGGAAGAAGUAAACAGUGAGAUGGUUGCGAGAAAGGAAACACUUACAGAAGCAAUCGACAAGGCUGACAAGGCUAAAGAAGGGAAGUUAGGUGUAGAACAAGAGCUGAGAAAAUGGAGAGAGGAACAUGGACAAAAGAGAAAGACUGGUGGUGAUACUGGAGUGAACAUAGAGAAAAUUCACAUAGAAGGGUCCAAAGAGAAAGAAGCGGAGUCUAAUGAGUCAUACAUAACAGAAACAAACCCAAUCCCAGAGGCAACUCCUGGAAAGAAAAAGAAGAAAUUAUUCCCAAGAUUUUUUAUGUUCUUAAUGAAGAAGAAGUCACAUAAGUGAGUUUGUUGUGAAAAAGUUGAUUUAUGUAAAAUUCUAUAAAUUUAAAUCUAUACUAUAAAAGAAGAGUUAAGCCGCCUCA
Molecule: messenger RNA, 2500 nt
Organism: Thlaspi arvense
Lineage: Eukaryota; Viridiplantae; Streptophyta; Magnoliopsida; Brassicales; Brassicaceae
Source: the annotation of a GenBank genome assembly